ACCAGAUCUGUUAACCAUUAACUUUUUGACUUUUCUUAUCAACGUUUUUGAUUAUAAUCUUUAUAAUUGUGAUUGUAUAACGCGAAUAUGUUUGUUUUCCAUCGAGCCCGUACCUGAAAUUUGUUAUUUGUUAUGGUAAUUUGAAAUUGUUUAUCCUGUUAAAUGGAUAGAUUUAGCCUGCUUGGAAAAGAUGAAGCCUACACGGCCUAUUGUCUAUACAAAUGUAUAAAGACACAGCAAUUGGUGUUAUGUGAAUAUUUGUUGCAUGCGAAAACUGCAAAUCCUAAUUUUGUGUUGGAAGGAUAUGGGAUCGCUCCAUUCCAUUGUGCAGUUGGUAUAGGCACUGAACAAUUUGCACUACAAACGGUGGCACUUUGUUUACAGUAUGGAGGCGAUCCAAACUUAAGGAGUAGUGAUGAUACAACUCCUCUAAUGAUAGCUGCUAUUUGGAAAAGGGCAGAGAUUUUAAAAUUACUUCUCAACCAUGGAGGUGAUCCUAGUAUCAUCGAUCAUGAUGGUUCUUCUGUAUUUGAUUAUGCAGCAGAAUGUGGAGACAAGAAAGUCUAUAAUAUAUUACUAAAAUACACAUCACAGUUUGUCACCAAAAGACCAAAGAGAAAGAGCAGAACAUACCAAGGGCCACCAGUUAUUUAUGAUGAAACACGUAUGGAUAGCGAAAUUUAUUCUACUAUUGAUAGUGAUAAGAGUGACAUUUCAUUUUUAAAUGAAAAUAUUUAUCCAGCGAAUAGCACUAAUUUCUUUUUAAAGAGAAAAGGCAUGCACAAUAAAAAUGAAGAAUAUUCAGACAUCGACAGCGGAUUGAGUUAUGUGGAAGUUUACGCACCAAACAGUACAGAUAUUUCAUAUGACAUUUCGGAAGAAAUUGAAAAACUUAAGCUAAACCCGCCUGUAACAGUAUGCUGCAACGAUAAAAGUGUUGAUGUUAAAAGUAGUACUGAUAGCAAGGAAAUUGGCCAAACAGAAAUAUCUUUUACACCUUUAAUCCUCACCGAUACAAUAAUUGAAAGGUCAUCUGUACAAAGUGAGGACUGUUCGCAAAUUGGAGGAGUAUCCAAUCCUUCGUACAAUGAGUUAAAUGAACGGAUAAUUGGAUCUCAAUCUUCAUUAAGUUCUCUUUCAUCUUGUGCAACUGAUGUAUUAAAAUUUGAAUUGAAAAAAAAUAAUCUCUUUGUUGGCCCUGUGCUCAAAAAUACUAAAAAGGUUUAUUUGAGAAAGCUCAAAAAAUUUAAGAAGGGUCAAAUAAAUAUCGAAGAAGAUGAUGAAAAAGGCUUGAAUGAAAUUUUGGCGCUGACAUUCAAACGCUCUGAUUUUAUUUUAUACCUUGAAAAAUGGAGCAGUAUCGAGCAAGAAUUAGUCAGUUCUUUAGACGUACAUGGAGUAAAAUUACGAAGGGCUGGCUGUGAGAAAGUCUACUUUACUUACCUCUUGCUGGAUCCAACUCUCACUUGCAAUCUGCCCCAAUCGCAAAAGUAUCUCGAGAAACAUGAAGUUUGGAAAUUAUUUGUGAAGGCAAUUUUUUACGUUGGUAAAGGUAAAAAUGCUCGACCCCACAGCCACCUUUAUGAUGCUGCUAAAUCAACCGUUGGUGGCAUUAAUUCUGCAAAGAACAAACGUAUUCAUCACAUAUGGGAGCAGAAUUUGGGUGUUGUUUGCCUAAACGUUUUCCACAACCUUAUAUGUUUAGAAGCUCACAUUAGAGAAGCAGCUAUGAUCGAUGCUCUUCAUGGGGCAAAUAUCACAAACCAACAAGCUGGCCAAUAUUAUGCUCCAGCGUCAAAGUGGCCGUUGAAAAAAAAACGACAGUUAGGAGUUGUACUUUUACAUAAAGCAAUGAAUAUUUACCUUGCAGAAGGAGAAACUCAAAUCAGAAAAUGUGAUUUAAAAUAAUUUUUUGAUUAUUAAUAUGAAUUUAAAUAAUAUAUUUAUUUAUUAUGUAAUGACAUCAAAAUGUAAUAGGAAAAUUCCUGCAAAGUAUGUUUUUUUUUCAAUUUAAACCUACCCAGCUAGUUUUCAUAAUUAUAAUUUAAUUAUUUAGAUGUGUGUGAGGUUAUUUACUCUAAUAUUGUGUUUUGAUUUAAAUUAUUUUGUACACAUAGAUUAAAUUAUUUUGUGACAAGAGAAAAUGAUCUCGUACUUCACUGACUGACCAAACAUAAUGAUAAUUAAAUAAUGCAGUGUUGCAAAUAUGUUUUGUCUGUAAAUUAAGAGACUAAUGGAUUUUUAUGUUUAA
This is a messenger RNA of Cimex lectularius (bed bug), 2251 nucleotides long. Its product is annotated as ankyrin repeat and LEM domain-containing protein 1-like. Bases 163 to 1908 code for a protein of 581 amino acids. Lineage: Eukaryota; Metazoa; Arthropoda; Insecta; Hemiptera; Cimicidae. The transcript is spliced from 9 exons. The record is from RefSeq and is a predicted model, not a curated record. Gene Ontology annotation, molecular function: endonuclease activity; protein binding.